This is a messenger RNA of Temnothorax curvispinosus, 357 nucleotides long. RefSeq lists its product as uncharacterized. Lineage: Eukaryota; Metazoa; Arthropoda; Insecta; Hymenoptera; Formicidae. The record is from RefSeq and is a predicted model, not a curated record. The transcript has a single exon. Bases 1 to 357 code for a protein of 118 amino acids.
AUGGCUGAGCGGAAGUUAGAAAGUACAAUCAAGAAGCUAAAACAAGAUGGUCUCUACCAAGCCUACGGCGACGUCUUUCAGGAUUGGUUAAACGAUGGUAUAAUAGAAGAACUUUCUAACAAUGAAGCAAAGGAUUAUGGACAUUACCUGCCACACAGACACGUAGUUAAGGAAAACAGCACGACUCGGAUUCGCCCAGUUUUCGAUGCAUCGUCAAGAGAAAGAGGAAGUCCCUCGUUGAAUCAGUGCCCAGAGACGGGACCAAAUUUCAUCAAAUUGGUACCCGAAUUGCUGCUGCGAUUCAGGCUGCAGAAAUUUGGAGUGAUAACAGAUAUACGAAAGGCAUUAGCGUUUUGA